UUUGAAGCUGGAAGGCAGAUCGACAAGGCUGUAUGUAAACCAAGUCCAAGACUCACCAUGGAAAUGAAACGCUUCAUUAUCCUUAUGGCAAACGUGGCAGUAACAUCGACUUUCUCCCUCAAAACACUGGAAGUAGAGAUAGUGGAUGUUGGCGAACACUCUAAGAUUCCAGAUGAUGUAUUUUAUAACGACAUUAAGCGGAGAAACACUCGCAGUACAGUUACUGAUGAGACGAUACUGUGGACAUCCCCAGUCUCCUAUGUGUUGGACCAAAGUCUUGACCUGAAUGCAAAAGGAGUCAUCGUGAGAGCACUGGACCAGUUCAGAGUGAAGUCAUGCAUUGAUUUCAAAGUACACGACUCAGAGACCUAUUAUCUUAAAAUCCAGAAGCUGACUGGAUGUUGGUCUUAUAUUGGUCGGCAGUUCCUUAAUGGACAGGACCUCUCGAUUGGAGCAGGCUGUGAUUGGAUUUCCAUUGCUGAACAUGAGAUUCUUCAUGCUCUGGGCUUCUACCAUGAACAGUCUCGAUAUGACAGAGACGAUUACGUGCAGAUCAUAUGGAGCAACAUUUUAUCAGGUCAACAACAUAAUUUUGAUAAAGUAAGCAGUUCGGUCAGCACCGCCCAUGGAACACCAUAUGACUACUGGUCAGUGAUGCACUAUGGCAAAGAUGCAUUCACCAAUGGCAAUGGAUCAACAGUCAUUACCAUAGAUCCAAAAUACCAAGAUGUGAUUGGCCAAAACCUGGAAAUGAGUUCCCUGGAUGUUAAAGAGUUGAACUUGCUCUACCACUGCAACUCAACCGUUGCAUUCAUGUUGUAUUGUGGCUUUUCUAAUGGGACCACGUGCCAGAUGAACCAGUGCUCACAGGGUGGAAAUCCCUGGAAAGUUGUUACCCAGGUUACGGCAGGUCCAAGCUCAGAUCACACCACUUUACCUACUGGAAGUGGAAAUCAAAAUCAGGAGACGGGAUACUUCAUGCACGCUAGCACAGCAUCAGGUCAACAAGGAGAUUCAGCUCGGUUGGAGACCAAGGUUAUGAGUCCUAAAAGGGGAUGUAAUGUCCAGUGCCUGCAGUUCUACUACUUUAACAGUGGGAAUGAGUCUGAUGCCCUCAACAUCUGGAUCAGAGAGUUUCAAAAUGACAAGGAUUCAACAGGAAUCCUCCGCCUGGUGGGUCAGGUUCAAGGACCACAGACAUCUUACUGGAAGCUCCAUGUUGUUUCUCUGAAUGCCACCACGAAAUUUCAGGUGGUGUUUGAGGUUCGGAAAGGUGCAGGAAGCUCCAAAGGUGGCUUUUCAAUUGACGACAUUAAUCUCUCCGAGACUGAGUGUCCACAUGUAAUCCUGCAGAUUGACAAUCUGGUGAAUCGUUUAAACACUGAUGCAUCUGGAACCAGAAUUUACAGCCCACGGCAGUAUUCCAAAAAUGGCUAUGCUUAUAGGGUAGCUGCUAUACUUUACAAAACGUUUGUUGGAAUGUAUGUUCAACUCUUAUCUGGUGUAAAUGACAACCAGCUGCAGUGGCCCUGCCUAAAACGGCAAAUGAAUUUCCAGUUACUGGAUCAAACGCCCAACAAGCAGGAACAGAUGACUAAGCAAUCAAAUUUUGUCAGUGAUGAAACUCAACUCUACGGUGGUACAAAUGUGUGGAGUAAUCCACGUGAGACUGGAGUAGGAGUGUUUUAUGACAAUGGGGAGUUAGUCUACGGUAAACCUCUGUGGGGAUACUCAUAUUUUGCACAAAUCAAUGAUUUGCAAACUAGAGAGGUCCUCAAGGGAGGGAGCGCCAUUUUCAUGUUCAACUUUGAGGAUCUCACUCCACUUAUUAAUGGAAGUACUCUACUGUGCCCUCAAGUGAGACCAGUGGAUGUAAAAAAUCCUCCAUCGGUUCCCAGUGAAGGCCCCUGCUUGCCACAGUCUGCCUCGACUACCGCUCCUCGUCUUACAACACUAGACAACAGGAUUUCAUCAACCAUCUCGUCUAGCUCUACUAUCAUCUCGUCAACAAAAUCCACCACAGCAACGACCACCACAACACCCACAACAAAAUCCACCACAGCAACGACCACCACAACACCCACAACAAAAUCCACCACAACAACCACCACAACACCCACAACAAAAUCCACC
Molecule: messenger RNA, 2133 nt
Organism: Nothobranchius furzeri (turquoise killifish)
Lineage: Eukaryota; Metazoa; Chordata; Actinopteri; Cyprinodontiformes; Nothobranchiidae
Product: meprin A subunit beta
Biological process (GO): proteolysis
Cellular component (GO): membrane
Molecular function (GO): zinc ion binding; protein binding; metalloendopeptidase activity
Source: RefSeq, a predicted model, not a curated record